UAAUGAAAUAAGUAGCGAGGUGCAGGCCGUGCAGAGUGCAGGUGAUGAGCGCCUCUCAGUGAUCUCGUGCUGCAUUUUGCUCCCCGUUCGUCUAGACCCGCUCGACACAUCGGAGGAAGCGGAGGAAGGGUGUUAUGUGACGUUUUACAUGUCAACCACGAACGCGUGCGAUUCACGAUAAAUGGCUGGCUCGUUGGGCACGGUCGAUUGGGAAGAUCUGAGGAAGCAGGCGAGACAUCUGGAAAAUGAGAUCGACGCGAAGCUAGUGGCGUUCAGCAAGCUGGGCAUAAACACAGGCGCGAGGCAUGUCAGCGCCGAUGAGGUCCCUCUCCUGGACGAGGAGCAGGUGUUCGAGAACAUGGCGUCGGAGCUCGAGACGCUGCUCUCCAAGUUGUUGUCCAUAAACGAGAGGAUGAGCGAGUUGCAGCCGAACGGAGCAGCUAUGUUGCAUACGAUGCAGCGCCACAAGGAGAUACUGAAAGAUUACAAGCUGGAGUUCAACAAGAUCAGAAACAACUUCACGGCUAGGAAGGACCGCGAGGAUCUUCUAGGCAGCGUCCGUAAAGAAAUAGACAAUUAUAAAAGUGCGAGCGGAUUGAAUCGGCGCGAAAUGUAUGUCAAGGAAAAUCAACACAUUCACAACUCCGACCGAUUGAUCAAUGACCAAAUAAGCAUAGCGAUGGAGACGCGGGAUCACUUGAUGACACAGAGGCAGGCGUUCAAACGUAUACGAACCCGAUUCAACGAUAUCUCCAAUCGAUUCCCGGCGGUGAACAGCCUAAUGCAGAGGAUAAAUCUACGUAAGAGAAGAGACUCCGUUAUACUCGGUCUCGUCAUCGGAGUCUGUACGUUUUUAAUGCUUCUGUAUGCCUUUCACUAGAUAUCAAAGAAUACUUCCAUCUUCAAGUAGCGAUCACUUCACCGAAUUGAAUUUUUGCAAUACGUUUCACGGUAAUCUUAGAACAAUACAUGUAUGUAUGUUCUAAGAAAGAUAUACAUACGUUUAAGAGGUACUAUGGAGAUCUAAUAAACACCGUAGGGAAUUUAGUAUAAUAGAGUAUGCAAGAUUGAAUACGUGCUUGAAUGAUUGAGCAAGUGUAUCCUGCCACCACUUGCGUACGAAGUGCACGAAAAGAAGAAUCUGUAUAGUUUUUUUAUACCGAAGUACAAGACGUGGGAAUAUAUGAUGUAAGCGGAACUUUCAUCCACGUUUGACACGUUAACUUAAUAAAUGUUAAAAUAUGAUGAUCUUUAUUCUCUAAUAAUUGCGCUAAUUGUGUGGAUUUUUCGAAUAAUUUUAGAAAUCGAAGGAAGGAAUACGCGAGGAAUAUUUAUUUAUGUAUUUCGUUCCUGUGGCGAUUUCGUAAUCUUAUAAGAAAAAUAGGUUUUCGUAGGGAGACAAUCCUCAGAGAUUUGUACAUUUUGCGGUAAAAUCAUUAUAUUUCGUAUCUGUAUAAACCAAUAGUUUUUGAAUUCUGCGUCACUUAACAUAUUUUGAUGAUAAUAAAAAGGAAAGGAUGAUACAUACUGAUUCAGCAGUUUCUUUUUCGUUAUGCAAAAAAGGGGGUGUUCAGCGUUAAAUCAAAUCGUCUCGAUGAAACGCAGAAUGAGUGUUUAAAAAAAAAAAGAGCUCUCGGACGCGAAAAUGGUGAGUAUCGUCGUCGUUUCGGGUAAGAAUUGGUUUUACAUACACAGAGACAUUUAUACACGCAUAUAUACACUCAGCGCACUCGCUCGUUCGUCGUGAGUCAUCCGCGAAAACACAGCACGUUUAGAAAAGGGAAUAAUCAUUUUCACUAGAAAGCGCGACGCCUGUUUCCACGUGUACUAAAUAUCACAUUUAUAAAUUACCUCUGGAAGAUAGGAACUCAAGCGAGAUACAAUUGUGAACAAAAAAAAAAAAAAAAAAAGAAAAAA
This is a messenger RNA of Wasmannia auropunctata (little fire ant), 1917 nucleotides long. RefSeq names its product Golgi SNAP receptor complex member 1 (gene Gos28). Gene Ontology annotation, cellular component: Golgi medial cisterna; SNARE complex; Golgi membrane. The record is from RefSeq and is a predicted model, not a curated record. Gene Ontology annotation, biological process: vesicle fusion; endoplasmic reticulum to Golgi vesicle-mediated transport. NCBI's taxonomy places the organism in Eukaryota, Metazoa, Arthropoda, Insecta, Hymenoptera, Formicidae. The transcript has 5 exons. Bases 182 to 880 code for a protein of 232 amino acids. Gene Ontology annotation, molecular function: SNAP receptor activity.